UAGCGCUAGCUAAACCCAGCAAUUACACAUCUCCCUCGUUUCACAUUCCUUUUUCUUGCGUUGCCCCUAUUUUUGGUUAUUCUUUAUUCGCCAUCCCCCUGUCUUCUACGCCCUGUCUAGAACCCGACAGGCAUAUGUCAUAUUUCUUCAAUAGAUUUAUAUUCGCUUGUCACACCCAUUCUAAAAGUGGUCAGCAGAGCCCAAGAAACGCCACUGAUCCGAUGCCAUGGGUAAAAAAGGAAACAACAAGAAGAAGAAGAACAAUAAUAAUAAGCAACGGCUCCCGGUAAACGACAUUCCACUUUCCAAAGAACAAAACUCCCCCCCUGAUCUAGCCCCGGAAGCAGCGGUUGAAGUCGGAGAAGAUGGAGCACCACCCGGUCCAGAUCAGGACAACAACAACAACAACCCCGUCGAACCAGAGAAAGACCCGGCCGCCGAGAGUCCCCCAGAAGAAGGAUCAGAUAGUACCUCUGCUGACGGUUCAACGUCUCCUGAAUCGGAAGGUUCAUCGGAAACGACAACGCCACCCCUAGAGACUGAUGAAGCUUCCGGCGAUGCGACCACCGAAUCAAAAGAGGAAGGCGAAAGCCCCGCUCCAGAAGCAGACGACUCGGCUCAGACACCAGAGGAUAGCUCUCCCAGCGAACAACCUGUUGAGGAUGAGGCAAAAGACGUAGAAUUGGAACAAGCCGAAGAAGUUGCUCCGGCGGAUGUAGACGACACGCCCCCUGAGGAGAACACUGAAGCCCCCAACAAUGAAUGUGAUCCUUCCGCAGAACUUGACAAGGUCGAAGCCGAAAAAGAAGAAGCCGACAAGCAAGCGGCUGAAGACGCCAAGCUCGAAGCUGAAGCCACACCGGAAGUCACACCAGAAGACUUGAUCGACGUCGAUGUUGACAAUGAUGGGCAAGAUGCAACUGCAGAGUCUCCCGCGGAAAGCGACGAACAAGGAGAAGCUGCGUCCCCGAACAAUGACGACGGCCCUAGCCCCGACGAUGCUGGAGCGAACGAUAGUGGCGCUGCAUCUCCCAAAGAGCCGACUACGGAAUCUAAGGAAGAGGGCCAAGAGCCAGAGGUCGAAGCGCCACCCGAGCCCGCUCAAAAACCAGAUACAACAGAGCCGCCUUGUGCUCAAGAAAAACAGGAACCUCAAGCUGCAGAAGACUCGUCUGAUACUACAGAGCCCGCAGAGGAAGCACCAGCGGAAGAGAGUGCGCCAGAGCCGGCCGGGGAUGCAGCGGCAGACGAAACUGACGCUCAACCUGAUACUGAGUCAGCGCCAGCAGAAGAGCAGGGACCGGAAGAGCCGGUUGCUGCAGAGGAAGAUUCUCCUUCCGAUGAGACUGCAACCCCCGAAACAGCUGAUGAAGCCACUGCGGAUGUUGAGUCUGGCGAAAAAGCAUCCAAUGAGCCCUCUGAAUUACCUGUCGCUGAAGAAGACCCAACCAACGAUGCAGAAGAAGGGUCCGCUGAGAUCCCUGCUGGAGAAACUGCGCCCAUAGAGGAGCCUGCCGAAGAGCCCGUUGCUGACAACGCAGCAAACGAGCCCGAAGUUUCAGAUACCCCCGAGGAAAUCAUUGAAGCAGCGGAACCAGUAGCAGAAGAGGCAUCGAGUGAAGAGACACCGCCUGAGGAAGCAACAAAUCCUGAGUCAGUCGAUGGCUCUACCGAUGAACCCCCAGCGACAGCGGAGACAACUCCGGAAUCACCUAGCUCGGAAGAAGUGGAGGGUGAGACGGCGCCUGAGGAGAAACCGGCCGAGGAAUCGAUUCCAGAAGAGCCAGCCAUAGGAGAGGAAGCUCCAGAAGCCGAGGCCACAAUUAAGGAAGCUACCGCUGAUGAACACGCUGAACCUGAGGAUGCCCCCGCUGAAGCUCCCGCAGAGGAAGCGCCAACAGAAGAGCCAGGUUGUGUCGAAGAACAACCCGAGCAAACUACGGAGGAGGCAGCUUCUGAAGACUCGCCAUCUAGUGAGGAAGUGCUCGCAGAAGAAGGUGGUGAUAUCGUUUCUGAAGAGCCUGCCUUAGAAGAGUCGGCCACUGAAGCUGUGGCUGAGGAUUCCGCUCCUGCUGAGACUACUAUCAAAGAGCCUGCGGCCGAGGAUCCUCCAGCUCCAGAUGAGACACCACCUGAGCCCGAGCCUGGUGAGUCUACUGCGGCUGAAGACGCGGUUAUCGAGGCACCGCUCGAGGAAAACCAGCCUGCUGAAGAGUCCGCACCUGAUGAAUCUUCACCCGCUGAAAAAUCGACAGACGAGCCUGCUGCCGAGGCUGUGGCGGAAGAACCGGCUGCCGUAGAUGAGCCCGCUGCUGAAGAACCUGCAGCUGAAGAGCCUGCUCCCGGUGCGGAAUCCCCUGUGGAGGAACCUGCAGUUGAACAAAUACCUCCCGCUGAGGAACCUGCUGCCGAAGAACCAGUCGUGGAGGAGUCUGCUCCUGGAGAGCCAGAACUAGCUGAAGAACCUGCUUCUGCGGAGCCGGCUCCAGUGGAGGUGCCCGCUGCCGACGAGCCAGCAGUCGAAGACCCAGCAAUCGAAGAUCCUGCUCCUGCUGACGAGCCUCACGUCGAGGAACCUGUCGCUGAAGAAGCCUCUCCCACUGAGGAGCCUGCUGCAGAAGAACCAGUAGUGGAGGAGCCUGCUUCUCAAGAACCAGUGCCUGCCGAAGAACCCGCUCCUGCUGAAGAAGCAGCGCCCAUCGAAGAGCCUGCUCCUGCUGAGGAACCCGCUGCUGAGGAACCCGCUCCUGUCGAGGAACCUGCUCCUGCUGAGGAACCAGUGCCCAUCGAAGAACCCGCUGCUGAGGAACCUGCUCCUCUUGAAGAACCCGCUGCUGAGGAACCUGCUCCUGUCGAGGAACCAGCGCCCAUCGAAGAGCCUGCUCCUGCUGAAGAACCCGCUCCUGAGGAUACGAGGCAGAUCCGAGCUCGGAACCUUCAGAAGAGACCGAGGCUAUUGAAUCCUCGACAGGAGAUACGCUAGUUGGAGCCGCCGCCAGGGGCGCUGCUGUUGCCGCAGCCGCCGCAGCAGUUCACCAGACAAAUGCACGAAGGAGGCACAGGAAAUCGCCUGAAGUCGACUACGAUCGCAAGGAAUCAAGAAGCUCCUCUGAUGGACGCCGGUCACUAAAACGGCAGGAGACUGAACGUGUUGGUCUUGCCGGCCGAUGGGCGCAAGCUUUGAGGGAGUCCAAGAGACAACAUGAAGAGAAACAAAAGCAGAAGACUCAGGUUGUCGAGAAAGAGCACCGAUCUUCGGAGCGAGGAAGAGAUAGAGAGAGGGAACGCCAACGGGAGCGUCAAAGAGUACAAGAACAAG
Aspergillus sclerotioniger CBS 115572 is the source of this 3319-nucleotide messenger RNA. Its product is annotated as PE repeat family protein. The record is from RefSeq and is a predicted model, not a curated record. NCBI's taxonomy places the organism in Eukaryota, Fungi, Ascomycota, Eurotiomycetes, Eurotiales, Aspergillaceae. The coding region runs from base 227 to 2983 and encodes 918 amino acids. The transcript is spliced from 5 exons.